GAUGGUAAGUGAUGUUUUUGUGUUGAUUAUUCCAUCAGAGUUGAAACACAAGCAACACUGGUAGUCCCUUGAUAUGCACACCAGGAUCUUAUUUUUUGUUUUUUCUUUGUAAUUUCCUAACAUUGUGAGAAGUUCUUUUUUAGUAAUGCGCAAUCGGGUUCAGUGUUGCACAGCUUAUAUCAAAAAUAAAGCAUAGCUUGUAUUGAGUAAAGUUCCCACUAUACUGUUCAAUCUCGACCACAACACUGGUUAGAUGACUAAACUGAUUAACUUGUACAGGGUCACAGUUCAGAUAUCUCCUGCAGUAAAGGAACGUUUCAUAUGUUUGCAUGUAAAGGCCAUUAGACCCAAUAAUAUUUUGAUAAGUGAGAUUUUAGCAUAUGUUUACAUUCAAACAUCCUUGAUGUUUGGGCUAGAUUUCCCCAUCAGACACCUGGCUGGCUUGUGUUGGGUGAACUUUAAAAAUGGUGGAUAAAACCUGAUUCUGGUCUGUGGGUACUCAUUGCUUGCAACUUCAAUUGUAAUGCAAUAAGAAUGAGCCCGUAUUCAGCUGUAUUGAUGUUGCUAACUCCAUUUCAGAUUCAGGCUUUUCAGAACCACCGAGAAUUUUCAUGGAAUCAAGGCUGGCUUUCUGAGGUGCUUUGAUUAUCACCAGUUCAGAGGUAUUGUGAACCUUGGAGGAUUCCUGAUUUGGAGGCUGGAAAUAAUUGACAGGUUUCCGAGGGAAGAGUGACCAUAACAUGAUAAAACUUUUCGUUGGAUGAACAAGGGUCUUAUUUCUAAACAAAGGAUAUUAUGAAGGGAUCAAAACAAAAGAAAGGAUUCCGAGAAUCGAUUGAUGAUGUAUUAGAUGACCUCCUUGGAGAAGAUGAUGGAUCUCCCAGUAAACCUACUUUACCAACUACAAAGUCAGGGAGGAACCUCAAGACACCCAUCACCACAUCAUCCAGCACCAGCAAAAAGCCACUGCUGGAUGAUGACUUCUUCAGUAAAUUGGAACAGGAUGUCAAUAAGGACAAUGAGGAAUCCGAGGUUUCAGAUGCUGAUCCUCAGGCUUUGUUAGACACUAUGAAGGAUAUUGAUGACAUGGAUGCCGAUCUCUUUGGGAAAAGGAAGAAGCUGCAUUCUGUGAGAAAUCAACCCACGGGAAAGACUGCUGGGAUGGAAAGUUCCUCAUUAGAAUCCACCAGAAUUGCACACAAACCAGAAGCAGCAAAAGGCAAUGUGGCUGGUGAGGAUGAGGAACUUCGCUCUGCCCCUCCAACCUCUAGGCGCCAGUACAAGAAGUUCACAUUUGAUGAUAUAGAUGAUCCGUUAGCAGGAAUUUUAACAGAUGAAGAUGAGUCAAAUAAACCAAAGAAAGUGGCGGUAUCUGGACAAAAACUCGGCCCCUUAAAGGUUGAUCUUCAGCCACAGAAAGAGGAGAAAGCGCCCUCCAGUUCUGCUUCUGUUUCAACUGUAACCACAUCAAAGAAGAAGGAUGAAUUGUUCUUCGACGAUGAAGGAGAUGAUUUUAUUGAUGCACUUGGAUUUGGUGACAGUCCAAAAAUACACAAGGCAGAGCAAAAACUGGAGGAUGAGACACCACGCCCUGCUCGCACAAAGAUGGAUGAACUAUUGGGGAGGGGAACAGCUAAGAAACUCCUUGAACGACCUACAACUGGAGAAAGAAAAGAAUUUAAACUAGAUCCAAAAUACAGAAAAACACAAGAAAAAGAAGACUUACAGGAUGACUUCACCUUUGGUUCCUACCAGCCCACGGUGGCCACAACCCCAGAAGAUCGUCAGUCCAGACGUCAGUCAGUGAGAUUUAGCCCUGAUGGUGAUCAAAAUUCAGUUAUUGAUCAGAAGUCCAAAGAGAUCACACCGACACAAACAACCCCAACAUCAGCCCGUGGAAGCAAAGGGGCUGCCGAUUGGCUGGGGCUGAAAGAUGAUGUCACUCCAGAUCUAGAUAAUCAAGUGCCAAUCAAAGAUGGGCAGAAAGGAAUGUUCUACAAAGCAAAGUCUGAUUCAAAUCUUCCAGCCAGUCACAACCAGAGCAAGAGGCCUUACUCAGCUGACCGUCCCCCAACUACAUCAAAACCGAAUGACAACGCACUGGUCAGAUCUGCACCAUCCACAUCAAAAACAAACUUCUCUGGUGCGGAAGAAGACGAUUGGCUGAAGGAGGCAUUAGCUCGAAAAAAGUCUCAAACCACAGAAUCACAUGCACUGGCAUCAAGUAAUGAAAUUGAUGUGGCGACAGGCUCAUGUAAAAAGAGUGGAUCACCUGGUGCACAUGAGCCAUCCGUAAUUGCCAUGGUAAAGGAACCUGCAACUGAGAUUAAUGCUGUGGAAUCUAGGGACACUAGCUCCCCAUUUCCAUGGGAGAAUGCACGCAAACAGGCUGCUCCUCCACGUGUGAUCCACACAUUGAAAAGCUUGGGUAAUAUCGAAAUGGCAGAUGUGGCCGCACCUUCACAAGUUCAGAAGGAUGAUCAAUUUUCCGCUUUACAGUUAUCCCUCUCCACUGAUCAACUGCAGAAGUUGCUUCAGUUGCAGCUGCUUCAAUCAGUUUCUGGAGGACGAGAUGUUGCCAUGGAUCUGCCAAAAGCUAUGGAGCUGGAGAGCAGGCUGACAGCUGUGCAGAAACAGCUGAAGAGCGCGGAAACUGAACAACAGACAGCCCUGCAGACUAAUGAGGUCAAAAUCAUUGAGCUGGAGAGUAAGGUGCGAAAACUGGAACUGGAGCGAGAACAACAACGAAUUCUACUGGAGAGCCUCCAGCAGCAGCACAAUAAUGACUUGGAGCUGAUUGAGAAUGCACACAGAAACCGCUUGAAGGUAAUUGAAGAAUCUUAUCAGCAGCGCGAGUCUAGACUUCAAGAAGAGAACCGAAUUCUCUCUGAGCAGUCUGUAGCCCGGCAACUGAGCUUGGAUCGGGAGAGGUCAGAGCUGAUUGCCCGGUACCAGCGCAAACUCACUGAGUUUGAGGAAGAGAAGGCCAAGGAGAAGGAGCGACUCAGGGAACUUCAACGUCAGUCGAUCCUGGACAUGCGAAAGGAACACGAGGAGCAGCUGCUGUACGUAAAACAAUUGAAGGAACAAGAGAUCGAUGCGGUGACCAGUGCUUCCUCACAUACAAGGUCACUCAGUAAUAUCAUUGAACAGAUGGCGGUCUUUUCUUCAAAGCUGAAUGAUCUGUCCUAUAAAGUGGAAAGCACUCAUCAGAGCACAUCCCAUGAGAUGGAGAUCAACGCAAGGCAACGAGAGGAGCAGCAGCGAGCACAACAGGACAGACUGAUGCGGCAGCAGAGGGACCUGGAGGAGGAGAGAGCUCGCCUGCAGGAUGUUAUCACCAAGAUGGAGAUCAGAUUGAAUGAACAAACACGACUCCUUGAGAAGGAGCGCUGGCGGGCAACAGCUGAACAAACCAAAGUGGAGUCAGUGCAGAGGUCCCUCGAGGAGGAACGCAGAAUUAUGAACCAGCAUUUCACCAUAGAGCGGGAGGAGCUGGAGAGGGCAAAGAAUGCUUUGCUGGAGGAGCAGCAGUCAGUGAUGCAGCGCUGUGCAGAGGAACGUCGAAGACUGGCAAGUGAGUGGGCAGAGUUUCACACACAACAGAAACUGAAUAGUGAGCGGAUAGAGCGAGGUGCCAACCGUUCCCUCCAGCUCAAUGCACAGCAGGAAGGAGCAGUCUUCACUCUGGCAAAAGAACAAGCCGAGCUGAAGGUGAAAGCUGCUGAACUGAAAUCAAAAGGGGAACAGUUAGCUCGAGAACAGGAGAUUCUAAAUCAAGAACGUCAUGAACUGCAAUUGGAAAAGGAGAGUGUCAAUGCCAUGGCAAUCCGCAUCAAGCAGAGGGCUGAAGAAGUUGAGGGCAUGAGUAAGCUUGCCUCUCAGAAAUAUCAGGAAGGCGAACAAAAACUUACGGAGGCGAAACAGGUGGAGUCUGAGCACCAGGCACGGCUGCAUACUAUCCAAAAACAUACAGAGAGACUACAGCAGCAGGAGCAGCAGCUGUACCAGGAGCGACUGAGUGUAGCCCAGCAACAACAAUAUCCACACAAACUUGUAAUGGGAAUGCCCAUCAGCACAAUAGCAUCACAUAUCAGAAAUCAGCCAGUGACCUUUGCCAAUCAGACAUAUCUUGCUCCAGUAAUUAGUAAUGCUCAGCAUGGACCACCUGGGAAUUCUCGAUUGAGUAGCAAAGUUGAAACAGCUGUACCUCCAGAGUUGGAGGCCAAACUUGCAAUUUUCAGACAUGCUGCUAAAAAGGACCAUGACUUCCUUGAAGAUGAACAGUUCUUCCUGGAGACACUAAAGAAAGCUCCAUAUAAUAAAACUUCCCAAAGAGUAUAAGACCACAGUUUUUAGGGAAUUCUAAAACUACUAUAUAAAUACCUUUGCACAUCAUCAGUAUAUGUAACGAUUGUAUUUUUUUUAAAUACAGUGUAUAAACUUUGCUAUUUUUAUAAUAAUCUUUGCAGGAAAUAGAGCCAGUUACAGAAGUAAGUCAUUUUGUUUGUGUGCCAUCCUCCGGACAAUUUCAGUUGUAAAUACUUUCAAUUACAUCUGCUGGUACAGUUACUGCUGAUUCUUUGGGAGAUGUCUAGACACACCAGUAAGAGCAUGUGAUUGCGUCCCACUUACUGUUCCUCCAGUCUUGGAUGUGGUUUAAACUGAUGUACCCAUAAUCUGAAGGGUCUUGACCCGAAAUGUCAGCUCUCCUGCUCCUCUGAUGCUGCUUGGCCUGCUAUGUUCAUCCAGCUUCACACCAUGUUAUCUCAGAUUCUCCAGCAUCGACAGCUCCUCUUAUCUCUACCCAUAAUUACAACUUUCCAUACCUAAGGGCUGAAACCCUGCCUCUGUACACAUCCACAAAUUAUAAUUGACAAUCUGAAUUUUCAUUUAAAAGAAAUGCCCUUCUGGGCCAGGAUAAAACGGGUACAGAAACAGAAAUUGCUGGAGAAACUCAGCAGGUCUGGCAGCAUCUGUGGAGAGAAAGCAGAGUUAACAUUUCUGGUCCAGUGACCCUCCUUCAGAAUGCUGAGUGUGUGUUAUUAUCCUCACUGAAGAAUAGUCUGUGUUCACAUCGGAAGAAAUUCUUUUUCAUCCACUCUUCCUUUGUCAUCCUAAAGGACAGGAAAUGUUAGACUCAACCACGUAUGUUGAUAGAGAGUGGUUUUCAUUCAAGAAGAUCCAGUCUUGUUAACCUUCCUUUACUUUUCAGGAUUUUAUAUUUCACUGGGAAAAAAUUAUUAAAAUCAGUUAUACAUAGGUAUGUAAUUAAGACAGCAUGUGUAACAUUCAAAUGUAUUUUUGAAAUAAAGACAAGAAACUACUGGAAGUGCAUUUCACAGCUACUGAUGGCAAGCUGUGGUUAAAGUUCUAGAUGAGCCAUGUAUUAGUGUCAGUUUUUGGAGUGUACAGGACUAGGCUCAGAAGUGAUGGCCAGAGCCAAAUUCACGAAUUUAUGAUUAGUUGCUUGGUCAUAUAGAACCUGAAUCCUGCUGAUAAAUGGAAACAUGGCAAAUCUUCCAUUCAACAGGACAGACACGUGCAUGCCUAAUUUCAAAGGAUUACUUAAGUAAUAGUACAGGAGAAAAGAAGGGCUGAUUGUUUGGCAAGUCGACUCUGACUGAGACAUUGCCAUGGAGAACAUAACAGGCGGCACAAGAGUUGAACAUAUUCCAUAGAUUGCAGACAGAACUCCCCUUGUAUGAAUGUGUGUCACAUUAGGGGUCUGCAAAAGCAAUCAGAUUUGGAUUGAUAAAUACAUACAAAAACAUAGAGCAACAGGAGGGCAUAUGGCACCUCAAGCCUAUCAGCCAUUUGGGGGAGAUCAUGGUGGAUCUGAUUGUGGCCUCUGGCCAUUGAUUCACUUGUAAGUCAAGAAUCUAUCUA
This is a messenger RNA of Stegostoma tigrinum, 5889 nucleotides long. RefSeq names its product fas-binding factor 1 homolog. The transcript has 31 exons. Gene Ontology annotation, cellular component: centriole; ciliary basal body; ciliary transition fiber. Bases 796 to 4344 code for a protein of 1182 amino acids. The record is from RefSeq and is a predicted model, not a curated record. Gene Ontology annotation, biological process: cilium assembly; establishment of epithelial cell polarity. NCBI's taxonomy places the organism in Eukaryota, Metazoa, Chordata, Chondrichthyes, Orectolobiformes, Stegostomatidae.